AUGGAUGAAGAUAUGAUGCCCUGUUCUGAGGCUAUUGAAAAAAUAAGAAUGUGAAACGUGGUUCGAUUCUUACGUAAAAUGUGCGUGAUGAACCUAGCAAAACGUUACAAACUGGUUGACUAACAGCAGCACAUAGUUGGAUUUAUGAAGGGCGUUAAUACUCAACCGUCGGCCGAUGGCGGAAUACUGAUAAGCGCUCUUGUCGAUUACUAUUCAGAAUUACGGCGUGUUUGAGGUCAAGGAUGAGAUCCACGAGUAUAUAUAGUCUUCCAAAACAAAUGGUUCGAGUAUCAGUUCGUCAACAGCCGAAACAUGAAGUUGUUCAUCGUUCUCUGCCUCGUAGCCGCAGCAGUCGCCGAAGCCCCCAACGACCAGAGGAGCUUCUACUUCGUCGUCUCUCCCAAGCCGACCGAGAUGAGCGAUUUGGCCAAAGUGACCGAGGAAGUGAUGGCGCGGCUUAAGGCCCAGCAGGGAUCGGAUUCCGGUGAAUAUCACGUCUACCUUCCUGAUGGAAGGCUCCAGAAAGUGCAGUACACGACGGCUCCCCUCAAACAGGCAGACGAACAACAAGCGAAACCAUUCGCCCCUGCACCACUCCCAGCCAAACUUCAAGCUUUCCAACCGACUUACUUCGUGAAACAAGUCGCACCUAUGACCGAAGCGUAUAAAAUGGAAGAGAAGCCGACCAACUUUGUCGCCAGUGUGAAGUACACCGACGUCAAACCCCUUUCAGGACCCGUGUACGCUUACAACCCCGAACCACUCGUUCGCCUCGUCCGCUACGCUCCCGUCUACCAAUAAAUGUAAUUAAUUAUUUAUUCCAACAAGAGUGAAAUAAAAGACAUCAAAUGAAA
Messenger RNA from Cimex lectularius (bed bug), 854 nucleotides. RefSeq lists its product as uncharacterized. Bases 313 to 801 code for a protein of 162 amino acids. NCBI's taxonomy places the organism in Eukaryota, Metazoa, Arthropoda, Insecta, Hemiptera, Cimicidae. The record is from RefSeq and is a predicted model, not a curated record. The transcript is spliced from 2 exons.